Gryllus bimaculatus (two-spotted cricket) is the source of this 3914-nucleotide messenger RNA. The record is from the annotation of a GenBank genome assembly. NCBI's taxonomy places the organism in Eukaryota, Metazoa, Arthropoda, Insecta, Orthoptera, Gryllidae.
AUGCGGCAUGGUGGUCGCCGCGCGUGCCCUGUGCUCGUGCCUCGGGGCGGCGGUGCCUCGCACCGCGGCGCUCUCGGGGGCGGAGGCGCGAGCGCGGAGGCGCCCGCCGCAGGACGCACGCGGCCCACCGCCUGCGCGCCGAGGGUGGUGGACGGCUACGUCCUCAUGCACGCACCUGCCUCACAGCCACCUCCAGGUGGUCGCGCAGCUGAUAUGGAUGAUAUUCUAAUUGUCACCAGCAGACACAGUCAAGCUGCCACAUUAUGGAUCAAUUAUCUUACCAAAUGCUUCAAUUCCAUCUGCCAGUCACGUCAAAAGCCACCUUACAAAAUUCUCAACUUGGGUGUCGAAGAUAUAGUUGGCACAGGAAACAUGUCAGUUGCAAUGGAAGAGAAAAUGGUUAGGGUUAAAUUACAGAUCGUGAUUUUGUGUCCACAAUUUUUGGAGCAUAUCUACGAUAAUCCUGCCCCUGCGAGUAUUUUGACCCGGCUUCUACAACCAGACAGGGUUUUGGCCAUGCUACUAGGGGUUGAGGAAAGUAAUAUCACAGAACAACAUCAAGCAGUGCUUCCAUCAUAUCAACAAUGGCAACGAAUGCAAGUAAAAGAUCAGGAUGAAUCCUUUGUUGGUGACUUCCUUGGUGCUGGAUUAACAAUUCUAGCCAGAGUAAGCCGUCAGCAACUUGCCAAGGAAAAAGCUUUGUUUUCAAUUGUUCCCAAAAAAGUUAAUGAGGGGCAAAACAAAGUAAUUUUGCUGCUAAAUGAACCUAUGACAAAAGACGAUGUUGUGAAAAUAAAAGUCAACAAAAAUGGAGAGUUUAUCGAUGUCAUUGGUGCUAAGAGAAGAAACCCAUACACUCUCUAUUUUCAAAUUCCAGAAUGUUGUCUGGAAGUUUCCAUGCUUGUUAGUAUUCAUGUGGAAAAAAAUGGACAAGAUCUUGGAAGUAGAUUAAUUAAAUGCGAGAGUAGAAUGAGAGAAUUGGAUCAACUUCUUCGCACUUCCAACAAUCCACUUGAUUUUAUGUGCCAGACAUUAGGGUUUAGUCCUGGAGAUCGAGAACACUUGGAUAAUUUUUUGGUAACCUCAUUUCAACGGAACCUUCCACCACAUUUUAAUCUUCUUCAGACUCCAGGAGAUUGUCAUCAGCAUAGAACACAUGCAAGUCCUGAAGAGUAUCCUACAUUACUUCACUUUGCUGCACGUUUUGGGUUAGAAAAGUUUGCAUGGCAACUAUUGGAGUGUCCGGGAGGAACUCUGGCUUGUGAGAUUCGUAAUGUGUGUGACUUAACACCAGCUGAAAUGGCUGAGGCAGCUAACCAUCCAAAGCUGGCCCACAUUCUCAGGGGAUACAUGCAAAUGACUGAAUUCACAAUUAUGUACGACAUGUUGGGCAAAAUGAGUGAAGGAAAUCCAAAAAAUGAUAGUUCAAAUUAUCGUAUUCCUAGAAGACUCAGUGACACAUACCAAAUUCCUCAAUCUACCCGCACGUUAGUAGAUAUCUAUGACCAAGUGCCUUCAGUGGUAAGGCCAAUCACACCUCCUCCAGCUUCUCCAAAACCUCCUACUAAUGAAUCAGAAGGAUACAUGGAGAUGCUGCCUAGAAAUCCAGGCAGUAGUAACAAUAGUACAAAGAAUUUUGGUUCUCAGAAUCUUGCACCUGUGAUGUUUGAGCUCUCAGAAACUUUAUCUGUCAAGUCAUCUCCCAGUGAAGCCACCCAGAAGAUCUCCAGUCAGUGUAAUUUGGACCAGAUUAGCUUGGAAUCAGCUCAUGAUGAAAAACUAUUGCAGACUGGAGUCAAUAUUAAAAAGUCCACUGAACAUGUUAGUCAAGGAGUACAGGAUGAAUUACUUGAAAUCAUCAAUGAUUUCAAGAACAAUGUUCACACUUUGUCUGAAGUGGAGAGACUUGUUGAGAAUUGGAAAAACAGAAAUGAUGUGCAGCGAUCAUUCAAGGAAAAGCAGGAGCAAUUGAAUCAGAUGAGAGAACAAUAUCAAGUAUUGCAGCAACAAAUGAAAUCUCAAAUGAAAAGGCCAACACCUUUUGAUCGAAUCAGGAAGAUAUUUCGUGGCAAGCCAAAAGCAGAACAAAAAGACAGCUCCUCUGAAAAUUCCUGUACUAAUACCCCAGAAGGAAAUAACAAGCAAGUGCAUCCGGAAUGUGGAACAGGAUGCACAAGACCCAUGAGCAGCCUAAGCAUUCACAGUAUUUCAAGUUCCUCAUCUGGACGUAUGAGCACAUUAAGUGGCUGUAGUGGAACUAGUAUGGGAGACAGUGGGACUCAUUCUGAUACAGAUGACAGAAAGGCUCCUUUCUGUCCUGUGGAAUUAACUAAGACUGUUGGAGCAAUGCCCAAUUAUGCAAUUCCUCCUGCACCAAGAGUUGUAAUGAGUUUUAGUAGCCCUAUGGAAUCUUGCAUAACUAAAAUUGAGAAUCGGCCUCCAGAACCUGUCCCACGUCCAGAAAGUGACCCGUAUAUUUCUCCAGAGGAGACUCCUUCGUAUAUGAACACUGGAGAACAAUCUACUCGGAAACAAUCUAUAUGGAGUGAAACUGAAGAGAGGAUUUCUGUAAUGAUUUCAGCAAACUCAACUAAUACUGAAGUGGUUAAUCAAGAUCAAAACAAAAGAAUCAGUGAACCAGAGUAUUUAGAAGCAUUACCUAUCAAUAAUAAUGAAUAUGUUAACAUAUCAUACUCCACUGAGACAACUUCCAAAACAGAGCAGAGCCAGUCAGAACAGAAUGAUGCUACUGAUUCAAUGCCAGAAUACAUGAAUGUCACUGUGGGUAAUAUCUCUGCUCCCCCAGUGCCACCAAGAGGUAUGUUUUAGAUGUUUGUAUUUCUUCCUGGAGUAUCCAAGAAAUUUAACUUACACAAAAUUUAUACUGAUUUUUUUAUUCUUUAUCAUAGAAUAAGCUGAUGGUUCUAGAAUUUGAAAAUAAAAACAAUGUCCUCGACUGGUGUUCAGAAACUAUUGUUUAAAUGGAAAGAAGAAAUUAUGAACAGUCAAAAUUUCAAAAAUCUUUCAAUUUCUCAUUUUCUUGGUGACGUCAUAUGAAAUCCUAUAGCUUCUUCCUGUGGUCCAAUUAGUAUAGUGACGUUGGGACUUUCAAAGGCUUUGUUCAGUUAUUUGUGACAAAUUAUGAAAUGUUUUUCACAGACAAUAUUACCAAAGGAACUGCAAAAACAUCAGUAUAUAUCUAUCUUGGAUAUUCUUUUUUAAAGGAAAACAAGUAAAAUUAGUGUUUUUUUGGCGUGUGUGUGUGUUAAUCUUCAAAAGUAUAAUUCAGUGAUGUGUUAUUUUCAAGUCCCAACAAAACUGAAGAAUUAAUCUUUGAAGAAGUGGUUCAUAUUUCAUAAAGACUGAUUUAUCCUUCCAUAUUCAUAUUUCAUACAAGUUUGAGUGAAAAAAAAAGAAGAGAAAGACUCUUUAUUUAUAUUGUAUUUGUCGUGUGUGUUUGCAUGCCACUGAAUGUUCUUAGUGUCAGAUUAACGUGCGAGUUAUUUUGAACAACAAGUUUUGUUUUCACUGCUGACAAACUACAAAAGAACAAUUUUGUACCAUUUUUGAUUUCCUUCAGCAGCAUUUAUGUAAUAUAUUGUACAUAUUUUUUUAAAACUUUUUUCAAAACAAAGUAAUUUAAUUAUAUUUUAUAUCCAAACAGUUAUUUUUGUAUACAAGAAAAUAUGUUAUUCACAUCUAAGAGAUUAUGAAAAUCAAAUUGUGUAUCAUUCAGGUAGGGCUUUAUACAGCAUAAAAUUAUAUAGUUUUCAGAAUUUAGAAAGCCAAAAAUUUGUAAUUAUGUUGUACUGAAAAUAUAUUGUUUCAGAAGAAGAUGGUAGUAAACAAAUUGAUGUGUCAAUGUAUAAAAAAAAUCACUUAAUGUGUUUAUCAAAAUGUACUCUCAUACUUGU